This is a messenger RNA of Trichechus manatus latirostris (Florida manatee), 1779 nucleotides long. RefSeq names its product zinc finger protein 699-like. NCBI's taxonomy places the organism in Eukaryota, Metazoa, Chordata, Mammalia, Sirenia, Trichechidae. Gene Ontology annotation, biological process: regulation of DNA-templated transcription. The record is from RefSeq and is a predicted model, not a curated record.
AUGGAGGACUCAGUGGUCUUUGAGGAUGUGGCUGUGGAAUUCACCCAGGAAGAGUGGGCUUUGCUGGAUUUUUCUCAGAAGAAAUGCUAUAGAGAUGUGAUGAUGGAAACCUUCAGGAACCUGGACUCAGUUUUUAAACAGGAUAAUAAUGGACAAAUGACAGUGAAGAAUGACUCCUGGUUCUCCAUGUUAGGAGCGAUCUUUGAAUUCCAUGGCAUUGAAUGUCAGCACAACAACCAGGGAAGGCAUGUGAGAAUAUAUACAGUAGAGAGCCUCUGUGAAUGUAAAGAUGGUAAAGUAAAUAAAGGUGAAGAAGGUAAUCAGUGUGGAAAAACUUACAGCUCGAUUGGAAAUCUUACUAGGCUCGAAAGAACUCCUGAAGCGAAUCCUCCUGAAUGCCUUGAGUAUGGAAAAGCUUUCAUGGAUCAUUCAUCAUUAGAGCAUCACAUCAGAUCUCACACUAGAUACAAACCUUGUCAUUGUAAGGAACGUGGAGAAGAUCGUAGUGGUCCUUCUUCCCUAAAACCACAUAUGAGAGAGAAACUUUAUAAACAUAAGGAUUUUGGUAAACCUUGUAGUUGUUUCUUACCCCUCACUAAACAUAAAAGAACUCAGUGUAGAGAGAGGCCUUAUGAAUGUAAGGAAUGUGGGAAAAACUUUCAUCAUUCUUCAAAUCUCACUAGACAUAUAAGAACUCACAAUGGAGAAAGGGCUUAUGAAUGUAAGGAAUGUGGGAAAACCUUCAUUGAUUCCUCACACCUUACAAGACAUAUAAGAACUCAGAGUGGAGAGAGGCCCUAUGAAUGCAAGGAGUGUGGGAAAGCCUUUAGUUGUCUCUCAAGCAUCACUAGACGUGUAAGAACUCACAGUGGAGAGAGGCUUUUUGAGGGUAAGAAAUGUGGGAAAGCCUUUAGUCAGGCCUCAUCCCUCACCAUGCAUAUGCGAACUCACGGUGGAGAGAAGCCUUAUGAAUGUAAGGAAUGUGGGAAAACCGUUAGUUAUUCCUCAACCCUCACUAGACAUAUAACAAUUCACAGUGGAGAGAGGGCUUAUGCACAUAAGGAAUGUGGGAAAGCCUUUAGUUAUUCCUCACGCCUCACUAGACAUAUAAUAAGUCACAGUAGAGACAGACCUUAUGAAUGUAAAGAAUGUGGGAAAGCCUUCAGUUGUUCCUCAUCCCUCACUGUACAUAUGUGAACUCACAGUGGAGCGAAGCCUUAUGAAUGUAAGGAAUGUGGGAGAGCCUUUAAUUAUUCCUCAGCCCUUACUACACAUAUAAGAUCUCACAGUGGAGACAGGCCUUAUGAAUGUAAGGAAUGUAGGAAAGCCUUUAGUCAGGUCUCAGCCCUCACUACACAUAUGCAAACUCACAGUGAAAAAAGACCCUAUGAAUGUAAGGAAUGUGGGAAAGCAUUUAGUUUUUCCUCAUCUCUCCCUAUACAUAUAAGAUCUCACAGUGGAGAGAGGCUUUAUGAAUGUAAGGAAUGUGGAAAUUCCUUUAGUCAGUUUUCAUGCCUCACUGACCAUAUAAGGGCUUACAAUAGAUACAGGUCUUAUGAAUGUAAAGGAUGUGGGAAAACCUUUAGUUGUUUCUCUCCUGUAAACAUUAGAACUCACAGUGGAGAUAGGCCUUAUCAUAGUAAGGAAUGUGGGAAAGCGUUUAGACAGUUCUCACACCUCACUGACCAUAUAAGAUCUCACGGUAGAGAGGACUUGCGCUGCCGUGAAUUGCUAUCAUCUGGCCCUUCUAGCCACGACUUUGGAACUCUCACAAAAUGA